This is a messenger RNA of Myotis lucifugus (little brown bat), 5592 nucleotides long. It is a transcript of the gene IREB2, whose product is annotated as iron responsive element binding protein 2. Gene Ontology annotation, biological process: tricarboxylic acid cycle; citrate metabolic process. The transcript has 22 exons. The record is from RefSeq and is a predicted model, not a curated record. The coding region runs from base 129 to 3029 and encodes 966 amino acids. Gene Ontology annotation, molecular function: iron-responsive element binding; 4 iron, 4 sulfur cluster binding; aconitate hydratase activity. Gene Ontology annotation, cellular component: cytosol; mitochondrion. NCBI's taxonomy places the organism in Eukaryota, Metazoa, Chordata, Mammalia, Chiroptera, Vespertilionidae.
CGGUGUUUAGGGCGAGACUGCGCCCUUCCUUCCUCCUGGCCGCCCGGCCGCCUUCUCCCCUUCCCCUCCGGGCGUCCCCUCCUUCCUUCCCCGCGGCCCGGCUCCGCGGGCUAAUAUGGUCUCCAGCGAUGGACGCCCCCAGUGCAGGAUACACCUUUGAGUACCUUAUUGAAACGUUAAAUGACAGUUCACGCAAGAAGUUCUUCAAUGUACCUAAACUUGGAGGCGCCAAGUAUGAUGUCCUGCCUUACUCCGUACGGGUCCUGUUGGAGGCUGCGGUGAGGAACUGUGAUGGCUUUUUGCUGAAAAGGGAAGACGUCCUGAACAUCCUGGACUGGAGAGCCAAGCAGAGCAAUGUGGAAGUGCCCUUCUUCCCCGCCCGCGUCCUCCUCCAGGACUUCACGGGGAUCCCGGCCAUGGUGGACCUCGCCGCGAUGCGGGAGGCGGUGAAGACGCUGGGAGGGGACCCUAAGAAAGUCCACCCCGCCUGCCCCACAGACCUCACGGUCGACCACUCUCUACAGAUCGACUUCAGCAAAUGUGCGAUACAGAACGCGCCCAACCCUGGAGGCGGGGACCUGCCGAAAGCCGCCAAGCUCUCGCCACUCAAAGCGCCGCCCAGGAGGCUGCCCUGCCGAGGCCCAGCCGCCUGCCGGGGGCCCUGCGAUCCGGGGGAGCCGAGCCUGGGCCGCGGCGCCGGGAGCCCGUCCACGCAGAUCGAGAACACCCCCCUGCUGUGCCCUUUCCACCUGCAGCCAGUGCCUGAACCUGAAACAGUGUUAAAAAAUCAAGAAGUGGAAUUCGGCAGAAAUCGAGAGAGGCUUCAAUUUUUCAAGUGGUGUUCGAGAGUGUUCCGGAACGUGGCUCUGAUCCCGCCCGGCACGGGCAUGGCCCACCAAGUGAGCCUGGAGUCCUUGUCCCGGGUGGUCUUCGAGGAGGGGGCCCUCCUCUUCCCCGACAGCGUGGUGGGCACGGACUCCCACAUCACCAUGGUGAACGGCCUGGGCAUCCUGGGCUGGGGGGUCGGAGGCAUCGAGACGGAAGCCGUGAUGCUGGGGCUGCCCGUGUCCCUCACGCUGCCCGAGGUGGUGGGGUGUGAGCUGACCGGCUCCUCCAACCCUUUCGUCACGUCCAUAGACGUUGUUCUUGGCAUCACAAAGCACCUCAGGCAAGCAGGAGUGGCCGGCAAGUUCGUGGAGUUUUUUGGAAGCGGAGUCUCACAGUUAUCAAUAGUGGAUCGGACGACAAUAGCAAACAUGUGUCCAGAAUAUGGUGCUACCCUCAGCUUCUUCCCUGUUGACAAUGUGACCUUAAAACACUUAGAACAUACAGGUUUUGACAAAGCCAAACUCAAGUCAAUGGAGACCUACCUGAAAGCUGUGAAGUUGUUCCGGAGUGACCAGGGUGAUGCGGGGGAGCCGGAGUACUCGCAGGUGAUCCGGAUCAACCUGAGCUCCAUAGUGGCAACUGUCAGUGGUCCCAAGAGGCCGCAGGACAGAGUGGCUGUGACGGAGAUGAAGAGUGACUUCCGCGCGUGCCUGAGCGAGAAGGUUGGAUGCAGAGGCUUCCAGAUUGCGGCCGAGAAGCAGAGCGACGCCGUCUCCCUUCACUACGAAGGAAGCGACUACCGCUUGUCGCACGGGGCCGUGGUCGUCGCCGCCGUCACCAGCUGCACCAACAACUGCAACCCGUCCGUCAUGCUCGCGGCCGGUCUCCUGGCGAAGAAGGCGGUGGAGGCGGGUCUGCGGGUACAGCCGUACAUCCGCACCAGCCUGGCGCCCGGCAGCGGGAUGGUCACGCAUUACCUCAGCUCCAGCGGCGUGCUGCCCUACCUGCGCACGCUCGGGUUUGAAGUCGUCGGCUAUGGCUGCUCGACGUGCGUGGGGAACACAGGGCCCCUGUCAGACGCCGUUCUGAGCGCAGUGAAACAGGGUGACCUGGUUACCUGUGGAGUUCUGUCUGGAAACAAAAAUUUUGAGGGCCGUCUUUGUGACUGUGUCCGAGCCACUUACCUUGCCUCUCCGCCCCUGGUGGUCGCGUACGCCAUCGCCGGCACCGUGAACAUAGACUUCCAGACAGAGCCCCUCGGCACUGACCCCGCCGGCAAGGACAUCUACCUGCAGGACAUCUGGCCGAGCCGAGAGGAGGUCCAGCAGGUGGAGGAGGAGCAGGUCCUGUGCUCCGUGUUCAAGGCGCUGAAGGAGAAGAUGGAGGUCAGAGCCCCUGGUGACUUUAAUGUGGACGCACCAGACUCCGUCCUGUUUCCGUGGGACUCCAAGUCCACGUACAUCAGGUGUCCCUCGUUUUUCGACAAGCUGACCAAAGAGCCGGCCGCCCCGCAGCCCAUCGAGCACGCGCACGUCCUGCUGCACCUGGGGGACGCCGUCACCACCGACCACAUCUCCCCCGCGGGGAGCAUCUCCCGCAGCAGUGCCGCCGCCAAGUACCUGACGAACAGAGGCCUUACCCCUCGGGAAUUCAACUCCUACGGAGCCCGGAGAGGCAACGAUGCUGUGAUGACAAGAGGCACUUUUGCAAACAUCAAGCUUUUGAAUAAGUUUAUUGGAAAACCGGCUCCCAAAACCAUUCAUUUCCCGUCGGGACAGACGCUGGAUGUGUUUGAGGCCGCAGAGCUGUACCAGAAGGAAGGCAUCCCACUCAUCAUCUUGGCGGGAAAGAAGUACGGCUCCGGGAGCUCCAGGGACUGGGCGGCCAAGGGGCCGUAUCUGCUGGGCGUGCGAGCUGUGCUGGCGGAAAGUUACGAGAAAAUCCACAAGGACCACCUGAUCGGCAUCGGCAUCGCCCCCCUGCAGUUCCUCCCCGGGGAGAACGCCGAGACCCUGGGCCUGACCGGCCGGGAGACCUUCUCCCUGGCCUUUCCUGAAGAGCUGUCCCCCGGCGUCACGCUCACCAUGAAGACAAGCACUGGAAAAGCAUUUCGCGUGAUCGCUUCGUUUGAAAACGACGUGGAAAUCACCUUGUACAAACACGGAGGAUUGUUAAACUUUGUGGCACGAAAAUUCUCAUAGUACCCACUCCCCGUGGACCCCUUUCCAAACUGGUCACUGCGAGCCACGCCCCUGGUGCCGGACCGGGACCCGCCGUGGCGCUGCAGACCCGACGCUCCCUGUCUCACCGCGGGGGAGGUGGGCUCCAAUCACGUAGCGGCAGAACGAAACCUUCCUGAUUUUAAUACGAUACGAAUGGUGCUAUUAACAUUGCUGUCAGCGUGAAGCGUGUGGUGGACGAGCGGUGAGUGUGAGGCCUGUCACCGGUUGUAAAUAAAGGCGGGACCUGGCUGGUGCUGGAGAUGGUCCUGUGCGGCGCUUCCUGAGUGGGCUGUGCAGUUUGCAUCGUUAGGACUGCGCGCGCUGCUGCUGGUGUGAGGGCAGGAGAGCGACACGUCAGACGCCCGAUGACACUCGGGUGGGAGCUGGGAUCUGACGGACUCCAGGUGGACGAGUCCUCCUCGGCCUCACGCCGCCUGCAAGGGGAGGACCUGCCCGCACGGCCCCUGUCCAGCUCCGCACGGCCCUCCCCCGCGAGGCUGGACGGGACGGGACACACUGAGCGCGGCCUCGCCACGUGACAGCGACGAGGGGUCGUGUGCAGCCCUGACGUCAGGCACUCGCGGCCGAGCCUCUGGGAGGACGGGGCGGCCCGUCUGAGGGGGGUGAGGGGUUUGCUCACCUGACGUGGUGCUGUCACCCCCCCCUCCCCCCCGGGCACCUGCUGGUGAGGGGCCGCCAACCAGAAUGUGGGUGCUCAGCCCGAGGCAUUGUCAGUGUUGGCUGUUUCUGAAUGACUUUGGUUGAUUUCCUGUCAUUUGAAUCCGUGUUUUACUUGGUUUGGAUGAUCUGUGGGUGGUGUCACUGUUUCUGUUGUAACCAAAGCUGACCCUCAGGCCAGAACACUGAGUUCUCUCCGGAUGCGUCUGCUCCCUGCUCCCACCUCGAGUGCUGUCUCCAAGAAGCGGGGCAGCUUUUAAGAAAAAGUUUGGAUAAUGAAUUUCAGAAAGUCCUACUCCCCUUUUUAAAUCAAGAAAUUAACUUACAUGGCAAAUUCUCUCACAUACGGUCUUCAGUGACCUGAUUCGGUUGCUGCACUUGAGCGUCAGUUCACACGGCACAGAAAAGGGUUCCUGACUCUCAGAUGGGUGAAGACCACGGAGGCCUUUGCACACAGUCAGGCCGUCUCUUCACCGUCCUGCAGACACGCGCUCAGACAGUUAGACGGGCUGGAGCUUGACAAUUCCCUUUAUUUAAAAAUGUUACCUGGUACUUGCAGAUCCAAUGGUGUUCUUGAUUAUUUUAUUCUGUGUAUUUGUCCAUGCAUGUGUGUUCCUAAUUUACAUGAAAAUAUGAGUUAGGGAUGGAGAAAUUCCCAGUUGAAUGUUGAAAUGCCUGUGAUAGGAUUUGAAGAAAUGGUAAUUCCGGAUUGGGCUGGGGCGGGCGUCAGUAUCAGCUUUAAGGGUGUUAUAAUGUAUCGCCUGUGGCAGAGGCCUGGGUGUUGGCAUAAACAUCUGGCCCAGGAGAUGAAGACCAUAAAGCAAGCUAGGAAUUCGGCACUGAAAUUCCCAUCUGCCUCGCCGAGUAAUAGUACAAGCAAACCUCGUCUUUCAGGAACAGAAUCGAGGGCCUCUUAAUCUCUCGCUUCUAUACAAUGAACCAAAAAGCUGGAUGAGCGUGGUUAUCGGUCGGGGAGGAAACCGCUGUAUGUCCCAGUGUGUCCCUUACAACUGCCUCCAGCCAAACACUGUUUGCAGAAACGCGGCCUCUGCUGGUUUUUGUUUGACUUCCUCCUUUGUUAACUCUGUCUGGGCAAUGACGUGUUAAAAAAAUAUUGUGGAAAGGACACAUGGUUACAUAAGAGAAGGAAGUGAGUGCUGUAGUUAAAGCACAUGAUGCUGCACAGCGUUGCCAUAUUCCAUGCCUUUGGGUUGUGUUACUCCUGUAAAGUGAAUCAGUGAGAAUGGCAUCCAGCCACUGCGCUGCCAUGGUUACGCCGAAGGUUCCCAGGCCGACGGCUGUCACAUUUCCUGUUUUGUCUCCAGAUGUCCAGGUGGCACCUGAGGGAAGUGUCAGGACCCCUGUAGUGGUGGUCACACUCCAGUGGCUCUGAAGGGGAAAGUACAGCUCGGGCCUGGUCAGGGCCGUGGCCAUUGCCUCCACGGUCACCGUGUGCGUCGCCUGCGCGGGGAGGAAUGAGCUGACUGGCGUUUUUCUGCGGUUGAAUUAAGAGGCACCUUUCUCCUGCCUUUGGGUUGAGGAGACGGUACUAAGAUGCUGGGUGCUGGGGGAACGCAGAGGGAGGGGGGGGUGGACUUGGGCUUCCUCGGGGGCCUCCUCCUAGAGUGUGACAGUGCCGAUGUCCCAUCAGUUCACACGCACCUGACCGUGAACACAUUAUCUCCUUCAGCAACUACCAAUUGUCAAUCACUUAAGCCAACAACACAGUGUAGCAGUUGUAAGUUCAAUGAUGUUAAGUAUUGUAUAGAAAUAUAUUGGAGGCAAAGUUCAGUUGAUGACAAUUGUGUAUAUGUUAUUGAUGCUGUAAAUUAUUUUUAAUAAAGAAAAUUGUAUUAUCACCUGU